This is a messenger RNA of Batrachochytrium dendrobatidis JAM81, 3798 nucleotides long. RefSeq lists its product as uncharacterized. Gene Ontology annotation, biological process: transmembrane transport. The transcript is spliced from 5 exons. Gene Ontology annotation, molecular function: ABC-type transporter activity; ATP binding; ATP hydrolysis activity. The annotation marks the transcript as partial. Gene Ontology annotation, cellular component: membrane. NCBI's taxonomy places the organism in Eukaryota, Fungi, Chytridiomycota, Chytridiomycetes, Rhizophydiales. The record is from RefSeq and is a predicted model, not a curated record.
AGUAAUAUCAUUUCUCAGCUUUUGUUCAUUUGGGUAUUUCGAUUGGUUCGUCUGUGUCGUCGAGUGUCGGAUAUCAGAAACAUCAACUUUAGUCUGAAUGAGUCCGAGACUGCCAAAGCUACUGGAGACAAGCUUGAAUCAAUCUGGAAUGCUGAAGUGAAUCAAUCCAACGAAAAGGCAUCACUGCUGAGAGCACUUUUUAAAGCAUUUGGAAAAAUUUAUAUCCCAUUAGCCCUAUGGAAAAUUUGUUGGGCUGGAUUCACCUGGGCAGGUUCAUUUUGGCUUCUUCAAUGGAUUUUAAUGUACCAAGAAGCCAGAGAAACGGCCUCGCCAUGGCCUGUUCAUCAUGCAUAUAUACACACUGCUGGUUUAUUUGUCUGCGCGGUUUUUGCAUCGCUCUGUUUCCACCAGCUUACCCUUCAGAAUACCAGAAUUGGCAUUCAGUGCAGAGCUGCUCUUAUGGUAUUAAUUUACCGAAAAUCACUGCGUUUGAGUUAUGUCAAGGGCGGUGUCGGAGAUGUAGUCAAUCUCAUCUCCAACGAGUGCAAUCGUAUUGCAGAAGCAUGUGUCAAUUGGCACUUUUUUUGGUCUGCUGCUUUAGAAUGUGUUGUUUUGCUAGCACUUGCGAUUGUCGAGAUUGGUGUUGCCGCUGUACCCACUCUUGUUUUUGUUUUAGUCGUUCUUCUUCCGCUGCAAUACGCACUUGCUCGAUACUCGUCUACUAUGUCCUAUAGAACAACUGUGCUUGUUACGCAACGAGUUCAUCUCAUGUCUGAAAUUCUUACCGCAAUCAAACUAAUCAAAUUCUAUGCAUGGGAGCGAUACUACCGAAAGAAAGUAACUCAGAUGCGAGAAAUGGAGAUUCUUGAAAUGCGCAAGGCCCUGCUGACCAAAGUUUCUAGCUUUACCGUUGUAUUUAUUGCUCCUGUUGUUUCUACUGCUCUGUGCAUUGUUACUAUGUACAAAACGUCUGGUGUUCCCAAACCACAUGUUGCGUUUACUUUGCUGUCGCUGUUUAAUACACUGCGGUACCCACUCGCUUUUUUGCCCAAUGCUGAAAGAAGCAUUGCAGGUGUGUUUUUAGCUGCUACCAUAUCUCUAAAAAAACUAGAAACCUUUUUUUUACUUCCCGAAGUUGAUUUGCCUGGUACUAUCGAAGCUAGUCAAAAUCCUGACAUACUCAUGACUAUUGAACACGCUGAUUUUACAUGGGACGGUGAUCUAGAUCAUCCUCAUAUUGUAGACCUAUCAUUAACAUUGCGUCGCAGUCAAGUUAUUGGUGUUGUGGGUGAUGUUGGAUCUGGUCGAUCGCUUUUGGCUGCCAUCAUGGGCCAAAUCAAACGUACUCAAGGCACAGUUUCAUCAUAUAAUUCCACGUUUGGAUUCAUUCCACAAGAACCUUGGCUUAUUAAUGCUACUUUAAGAGACAAUAUUCUUUUUGGACUCGAGGUAGAUGAAAAGACGUAUGCUGAUGCGAUUCGGUUCUCUGGCUUGACGGAUGAUUUUCUUCUUUUGUCUAAUGGUGAUGAAACCUUUUUGAGUGAAUUGAAUCUAUCGCCUAGUCAGCGACAGCGUAUUUCACUUGCUCGCUGCAUCUAUCAUAAUCCAAGUAUUGUUCUUAUGGAAGAUUUUUUGAGCGAUUUUGACCAGAAUCAUGCCAAACGUCUUUUUAAAGAGUGCAUUCGUAAUCAGAUAUCGAAAAAUCGGUGUAUUGUAAUGUUUACUCAACAGAAACACUUUUUACCAGAAUGUGACCUGAUCCUUGUGCUCAAGGGAGGUAAAGUUGUUGAGCAAGGAACAUACCUUGACCUUAAAAGCAAAAAUGUCAAUUUUUCUGCCUGGGUUAGUGAUUAUGAUGUGGAUGCAACUAGUCAAAAUACUCUUCGUCAAUUGAUUGAGCGCAAUGCUGGAUCUAUGCAAAACUCACAACUUAACGAGCAAACUAUUUCCAAGCUAAUUGAGCGUAAUCAACUAUCCGUUUUGACGGGUAAUACAUCUCGGCCUCCAGCUAAUUUCUCAAACCAAGAUAUGGUGACACGAACCAUUGAAGCCAAUCAGCUGACUGUGCAUUCUGUGCAUGAUUUUGAUGUUGCUACGCUUGAGCCUGGAAUCUUGAGUGAGACUGCUCAAGGACGAACAUGGUGGCUACCCUAUAAACAGUUUUUGCAAGAAAAAACUGGACUUUCAUUUGGAAUUACGCUUAUCACGGGAUUUUUUAUUGUUCAUGGUGUUCGCUUUUUUAGUGGUAUUGUUCUUUUGCGUGGGUUUGCCUUUUCUCGUUUGAUUUUGCAAAAAAGCGUUGCAUUACAUGAGCGACUCAUUGAGGCAGUCUUACGAGCACCCAUGGCAUUUUACGAUAUUACUCCAUUGGGGCAUAUUCUUUCGUUUUUUGCCAAACACUUAUUUUUGAUUGACGAGUUUCUUCCUGAAACUGCUCUUCAAUUCAUGUCGUUUGCCCCUCUUGUGCUUGGAACAAUUGUUUUAACAGCUAUCGUUGUGCCAUGGUUUUGGGCAACACUGCCAAUUUAUUUUGUUUUGGGCUGGUUUACAAUUCGAACGUGUUUGUCUGUUCAGCGCAAGUUUCAGCUACUGGAAGCAAGCAACAAGUCACCCAUGUUUGCUCAUCUUUCAAUGACACUGGAAGGACUUUUUUCUAUUCGACUCUAUAAUGUACAAGAGCGAUUUGAUUUGUUUAAUCGCACUCUUAUUGAUGCAGAUCAUAAAGCUUUAUAUUCAGUAUUGCUUGUCAGAACGUUGAUGGCGCUCUGUAUUGAUCUUAUCUCGUCGGUAUUCAUUUACAUUACAGCACUCUUUGUUAUUCUGUUCCCUGUAAGUCCAUCCAAAACGGGCCUGGCUAUUUCCAACGCACUUCAACUAUUGAUAUUUGUCCCGUGGUUUAUUAAAAUGACGUUUGAGUUUCAUUCGUCCGUGGGCAGUGUUUCAUCUGUAAUUUAUUUUGGCGAGCAUGUGCCUCGUGAAGAACGAUCGAAACAAACUUGGACUAAACCUGACCCCACAUGGCCCAUGAAUGGCGAGAUUGAAUUUAAAAACAUUACUUUGAGGUAUCAUCGAUAUGGUGUUGCUGUACUUAAAUCCGUUUCGUUCCACAUUCUUCCCAAGGAGAAAAUUGCUAUUGUGGGUCGUUCUGGAUCGGGUAAAACCACAUUGCUCAUGUCGCUACUGCGAAUUGCUGAACCUGCCGAGGGCCAAAUGAUUAUUGACGGAAUAGAUACAUCUAAUCUAAGUUUGUCAGAUUUGCGUAGUCGAAUCGCUGUAAUUCCGCAAGAGCCGGUCAUGCUAACAGGAACGAUCAGAUCGAAUUUGGAUCCUUUUCAACAAUGUACAGACGAAGAGAUUUGGAAAGCUCUUAAAAAUGUUCAUUUAGGUGACAAGAUCCAAGAGAUGCCUGCUAAACUUGACACGCCCAUUAUUGAAAACGGCAAAACAUUCAACUUGUCUGAACGGCAGCUUUUUUGUAUUGCACGGGCAAUUCUCAUCAAAACGUCGAUUGUUGUAUUCGAUGAGCCAACAACUUCUGUUGAUAAGGAGACUGAGCUGCUGCUUCAAUCUGUCAUUCGUGAGAAUUUUUCCGACUGCACAGUCAUUGUUCUUGCAAGUCGGUUUAGGGUCAUUGUUCAAAUGGAUCGAGUGAUGGUUAUGCACCAUGGUAAAGUGGUCGAGUUUGAUACCCCACUGGUGUUGAUGGAUAAUCCCAAGAGCAAAUUCUCAUUAAUGCUGUCACAGACGGGUGAUGUUGACCCAGAAAAAUUAAGAGCACUUGCACAAGCAAAGGCAGAU